GAGAAGCGCAACGCAACGCUUUGAUCGAUUGAUUUUCACGCCAUCCGUUCUCCGCGCGAGGUCCGAUUCACAUUCCUUUUCCGUUUCAUUUCAAACGUCGUUAUCGGUUUUAACUUCAAUCAUCCUGAACAAAACCGACAUCCAUCCUUGGAGCUUGACUUGAUGAUCGUGUCAAACUCACACAAUACAGUCAUCCAAUAUGAGUGCAAGAAAGGAAGAGAUGAUGAUGGACGAAAGCAUUUCACAAUUAACAUCAAAGAUGCCAACACCUCCGCCUAGGCCUGCCUCUUUAGCAUCUUCAACGAGAAGUUCAAAAAGAUCUUCAGCGGCAUCCGUAAUGACAAAUCCAAAUACAAAACAUUUCGAAGGUGAUGCUCCCCCCACGCCAAGUAUAGCCGAAUAUUAUACAAAUGGCGCUGCAAUAAUACCAUCAAUACCAUCACCAAUCAUUUCACAAAGGCCUUCUUCUAGUUUUAUGUCAUUAGGUGAUGAAUUAGCUUUGGCAAAUCAACAAGAAAUCGCCGCUUCUACACGUUCAUCAAUGGCAUCAACAUCCGCAAAUGUAAUUCCACGAGAUUAUGCCAUUCAUCAACAACAACAAACCGAAAGGGUGAAUCAUAGCAAUAAAUCAUCGCGCCCUUCAGCUAUAACAAGAGCGUCAACUUCUUCAUCCAUCUCGAAUGGCUCUUCAGGAGUAAAGAGAAAACCCAGCAAACAAACACAGAGAGCCAGCGAAGGACCUACAAUUGUGAUUGGUGUUCGGCCUUCUGGUGCGACAAGCAGUAGUGACUACAGCUCUUAUCGAUCAUCCCGAACACACUCUUCCAAUUCCGAACAUCAAAAACCACAGCGGCCUCCCAGAUCGCAUCGAAACUCAGACAACGGCAGAAGGGAAAGACAAGGUGCAAUCUCACCUUCUAUCGAUCCUUCAGUAAAAAAGUCAGGAAGGCUAAAAAAUACGAUGCAAACAAGUGUUUCGUUCGUUUCAGAGCUUUCGAAAGCAUUUUAUAUGCUUUGGAGUCAAGUUCUCUAUCCUCUUUUGAUUGCGAUUCUAGGGAGUCUGAAUCUUACGCGGAGUACCGAAAAGCAUGCAAGAGGGGAGUUCCAAUCUGUUCCAGAGAAGAAGCAAGAUAACAACAAACAAUCAUCAGAUCAAUCUUUUGCGGAGAAGUUCAAAUUCGCCCUAUGCACGAGCAAUCUUUUGACGACAUCGCUUGCUAUUUCUUCGUAUGAUUCACCUGUGCCAGAGACGAAGAAGGAUGAGAGCGAAGCGGAAGGAGAGGAGCUUCCCACACCAACAUCUAUCAUUGACUUUCGACAGAUCAAAGGUGUGCUAUCAGAGGGUGAUCUUGAUCCGCUCGCUGUUGCUUCUUCGAAUUCGUCCCAGAUACAAAUGUCGAAAGGAGCUCAAACGCUGCUGAAAGGUUGUGCGCUCGCGGUGGUAUUCCUAAUACCUUUCAGUGCGUCGAAAGAUGUUUGGAUGCGAAGCACACUGCUCCUGACAAGUGUCAUGUGGGGAAUUGUAGCAGUUUUUGGGGUGAGGACGUUGACAUCGAUCACAUACGAACUUUCACACACUCCAACCGGCUCUUAUCGACCUAGCCUGUACGACUCCAAUGCUUCAGAGGACAAUUCUGGUGAAAGACUGACUGAUCAGCGUAGGAAGCAGAUCAGAGAAGGUAUGCAAAACAGAGUGGUCAAAUUAAUCAAAGCUUGCAAAUCGUUCGAUAUCGAAUGCAACAAAGCACUGGCUGCAAUUCAAGAGACUGAGUUAAUCUCGCGAGGAUAUAAGAUCUCUCAUCCUUUGCCGCCAAUUUCUCGCAUCGAACUUUCGAACACAAAAGCACCUUCUUCACCUCCUAGAAUACGCAAUGGAUCUUUGAAUGGACUUCCUCUCGGUUCAAGAGCAAGCUUUAACGCCCGUCAUCUGAAUGCCAACGGAUAUGGCCAAACGUCAAACCUUCCAACUGCUGAAAGUACCUCCCUGGAACCUGUACGUAUGGCCAGGUUGCGAAAGUCACUUGCGAAUGCUUUUGAGGAUGUGAAUGGUACGAUGAAAGAUGCAACACUUGCUCUGAAGCCGCUUGGAGAUCAGACUGAAAUGAAUCUUUUGCGGGAAAUGUAUGAUUUAGAUGCAAACAUCAACAGAAGAUCCGGAUCUUUCCUUGCAGAGACGAACGAUUCAACGAUUCAGAGAACGAGUUGGAAUUCACGCGGGAUCACGCCAAGUGAUUUGACUAGACCAUCUUCUUCACUCACAAAUGACGAUCAACAAUCCAGUCCAAGAACACCGCAAAAUCGAGAUUCGUUAUUAGAUAAUUCUUUGUUGGACAGAUCAUCAUCUUUGCGUAAACGUGAAAGUGGUGGUGGAUUAUGGGAUACGCCUUCGAGUAUGUCUGGAAGUGUGGCAAAUUCAAUGGCUGGCGUACGACCCGGAUCAAGAUUGAGUUAUAUCUCGGACAAAUCGCCUACUACUGUUACUUCGUUUACUGGACCAAAUCAAAACGGUGCAUUGAAACGAUUGAGUUAUAGUUCAAACGGUAGCUUGAGCGGAGGCGUAAGCACGGGAGUGAACGGAUCAUCACCUUUUCGAACAGCUUUGCAGCCAACAACACGAACUGGCUCUGGACAUAAUAAACGUCAAGGAAGCGUUCAAUUGGCUUUGCAUGGUCUGAGCGAUGAUGCAAGGUCUCCUUCACCUUUUCCCUUGAGUGCAACAUUGCAUGCACCAGUUUCGCCAAAUAUGAUCACCUCAGUCGAUGGUCAUAAGAUCAUUUCGUUGAAAGAAUCUUUUGAACAAAUGCACACGAUUCGUAAAAGAGCUUUGUGUAGCUUGCUUGCUCUUGAUUUCUCAUUGAAUGAUGUUGUGCAAAUCGAAGCAUCUACGAUCAAGUCCACAAGACGAUAUUGGUCACAAGUUGGACGCAUUUUGAAUGGCUUAUCGGACUGCUUGACUGGGCUGUCUGAAAGUGUUAAAGCGGAUCUACAGAAGGAGAUCAGCAUUUCCAAAGAUCAUGGGCAAAAAGCAGAAGAUGUUCUAAGUGAUGCACCUAAAAGAGAUAGUUCAGGACAUCUAAUCGAUUAUUCCGGCUUCCAAGAUCGUUUGAUCGCAAUGGGCGAUUCACUUCGUAGCGUUCAGAUCAAGAUGAGACUUUGUGCGGAUGAUUUGCAAAUGCGUGGAUCUGCACCUUUGCAUGGGGACUUAUCGGAAGAGAACAGUAGUACAACAUCAGGCAGCGAAAAGAGAGCAUCUUCUUCUACCGAGAUGAUGUUUGGAACGAUUCGAGAGGAUUUAUUGCAGCUUUCGGCUGAAUGGGAAGCAGCUUCCAAGAUCAUGCGUGUUCAUGGUCUAACACAAACGGACAAUGCUGUGAAUACUAGUGUUGACUCAACAGGUGGAUCUUCAACUACAUCCUCCAUCACAAAUACUGGCAACUCUUCCAACACGACAGCAGGCACUUUAUUACUCGAAUCGCCUCAAGAAGCAGAAGAGGAUGCGAUGCGUGAAUGGAUAAAGAACCAGAAAGCUCAUCUUGCCAAUGAUGUAAGUUUGGAAACGACUGCAAUUGAAGCCGGAAUCAAGCAUAUGCUGGAACAAGGAUCUAAGACGCGAGAGCAAGGAGCGAAUAAAGAAGACGAAUUAUCAUCGCUUUUGUUGAGAUCAACUUCACCUCAACACCUACCUCCGCCCGGUGUGGAGACUGUAUAUGAAGAUGUUGCUCUUCCAGCGGCAAAGAAGCAGCCUUCUAAUUUAUCAAGAGAAGAAAGGAUUCGAUUGAUGAAAGAACAAAGGAACAGUGAUGCACAACAAUUGGCAAUGCAUGCAAAACAACGUACUUCAGGAGGUGCUGAAAUGACAAAUGGAAUGAUGAGCGAAUUGCGAUCAGUAAUGAAGAUUCGUAGAUCGGCAAUCAUUGAUGGUAAAUUACAACAAAGAUCUGACAUUGGCUCGCACGGUGAAGACGAACUUUCAAGUUCGGAAAGAUCAAAUUCACCUGCAACGCCAAUCAUGCAAUCUUCUUAUAGUGCAGAUACACCAUCUUUACGUGCCGAAUCGGCAAAAUCCCAUUUAAUGCAAAGCUCUCAAGGUUCUCAUUUACAACGUAGGUCUGCCAGAAGUGGAAGUAGCGGUAGACCAAGUCUUUCUCUUUCUUCGCCUGUUUCAGAGUAUCAGCAAGGUGGUUUUGCUUAUGGCUCACAACGGCAAUAAGUCACUCUCCUCUGCGAGGAGAGCUUUUGAUUAAAGGCAACGAUACCAUGUAUAGG
Meira miltonrushii is the source of this 4266-nucleotide messenger RNA. RefSeq lists its product as uncharacterized. The coding region runs from base 200 to 4210 and encodes 1336 amino acids. Gene Ontology annotation, molecular function: myosin binding. The record is from RefSeq and is a predicted model, not a curated record. Lineage: Eukaryota; Fungi; Basidiomycota; Exobasidiomycetes; Exobasidiales; Brachybasidiaceae. The transcript has a single exon.